This is a messenger RNA of Prorocentrum cordatum, 348 nucleotides long. The record is from the annotation of a GenBank genome assembly. Lineage: Eukaryota; Dinophyceae; Prorocentrales; Prorocentraceae.
AUGCGCAUCUCGAGGGCCGAGGGCCCACUCCUGGCCGUUGAAGGUCGGCUUCGCGCGGCGCCCUGCGAGCCGCGCACGGCCGCCCUCUCGGAGCGCCUCUGCGCGCUCGCGGCGGCCAGUCGCCAACCCUGCCUCGGGCGCCGGCCUCGCCCUUUUCAGCCGGCCUCGCCGUCGCAGUCGCUGGCCUUUCCUGCAAGUGUUGGCUGUCCUUCCGGAUGCAGCUCUCCUGCAGGCUGCAUCUCCCCACUCGGCGACAGUUUUUCUCUCAAGCUGUCGCUCGCCUGCCAGGCUGUAGCUGUGCCUCAGUGCGUGGCCGCCUUGAGGUUGCAGCUCUUGCGAAGGCUGUAA